This is a messenger RNA of Hemibagrus wyckioides, 5180 nucleotides long. Its product is annotated as PR domain zinc finger protein 1. NCBI's taxonomy places the organism in Eukaryota, Metazoa, Chordata, Actinopteri, Siluriformes, Bagridae. Bases 1380 to 3647 code for a protein of 755 amino acids. Gene Ontology annotation, biological process: regulation of transcription by RNA polymerase II. The transcript is spliced from 2 exons. The record is from RefSeq and is a predicted model, not a curated record. Gene Ontology annotation, molecular function: RNA polymerase II cis-regulatory region sequence-specific DNA binding; DNA-binding transcription factor activity, RNA polymerase II-specific.
CCGCAGGACGUUUCUGAGAGCUUUGACUCUGCGCUUCUUGUCAAACCCUGACACGGGGGGCGUUCACUGAUGCGUGCACCUUGUUUAUUAAGAUAAUUAAAAGAAGUAAAUGACUUUCGUCGCAACUAGUAUAGACAAGCUAGUGGAACCGGGAGCAGAUAUUAUUCACAUAAUGCAGAAUAAGCUACAGUGUGCGCGUGCGGUAGUAAUUAGAUGGGUUUUAUUUUUAAAGAUCUAGCACGUUUCAUAGCCUAUGCAAGAGCGAGCCUUAUAAUAUGAGUCCCUAGAGUUUAAUUAUUUUAUUAUUUACCAUAAAAACACAGUUACAGAGCAUUCUGCCAGAGAGAACAGCCAAGGUUACUACAGUGGUUCAGCUGGAUAGCUUAAGAAGUUUGCUGAGUCAAAACUAAACUAUAAAUGUUGCCUAACUGGGAAGAAACAAGGCAGUGUGGUGGACUUGAGUCUCACCGCAAAAAAAAAGUGGAGCCUUUAAAUGCCCCUUUUCGUGACUUGGUGGACACAUGGAGGCUUUUGAUUUAGAAAACAGAUGCGCGUUACUAAACUGUGUUUACUAAAAUGCUAAAAAGUCAUUACGCAUUGAAAGGAAAACACAACAGGCCUCAUCUGUGUGUGUGAGAUCCAAAAUUUAUGUACUUUUCCUUGUCCUCGAUAGGGAGCACAUAAUGGGCGCAUGAAACCUGCUAGGGACUUUUCAUGUCAAAGAUGUUGGGUCCCUGUGUCUUGACCCCAUCUGUAACAGAGCUUAGAGUCAGAAGGCAGAAAGUGAUGUCAGAGAUAACUGACCUUUCCCAGUGACAGUGUCAAGGAUGGAGACGGAUGGCUCCACCAGAAGAGAAAACAGUUUUAUUUGCAUGGCUAAUACAAGUGGAUUUGGAAGAAAAGUUUCAGUGAAUUCUCAGGUAGUAAUAAAUGGACUAAUACGCAUUGAGUGACGUUGUCGCUCCUGCUGUGGUGAGCUAACAACCAAAGUUAGCAUAUUCUUAUAACAAACGACAGAGGAUAUUGUUCAGGACCUUAGCCAUCCAAGGGGAUUGAUGCUAACUCUAUCUGAAUCAAUCAAAAGUAGGUUUUAUGGACAAGGUUGUAAAAUUCAAGGACCUUAAUGGAAUUUUAGCCUGAAAACCAAAUACCCCAAUACGUCCAUCUCAGGAGUAUCUCAGUUUGGGUGACACUAAUGGUGAAGAUAAAGCAGGUAGGGAGUACCACAGCAUGCCUCUGAUUCAGUUUCAGACAGGAAUUCUGUUCAUUCGAUCAGCCUGUCAGAAAUGGUGUCAUCAUGCCUGAAUCCACACCAGACCAACAUACAAACAGCUUCACAACUGACACCUGGCAUCAGGACUAACAUCAUUUAACAAGAAAUGAAUGAACCAAUAACCAAAGCGAUAUAUUUUAACUCUAACCUCUUAUCCAGUGAGUACCCUGUGAAGGACCUUCACCGACAAUCCCCUCUAAGGAAUAGUAGUAAUAAGAAAUACGACGAACGUCUCAGUCACAUUACCAAAGAGGAGGUGAAGAUACAGGACCUUGCAAAUGUUACCAGGUCUGAGACAUUUGAAAAGACCAGAGACUGUGCGGACAAUAAAAGGACAGAACGCCGUCAGGUGUGCAACAGUGCAAACUGUACAGCUCCAGUCCCAUUUUAUGAAAAACAGAAGAGAUUGGAUGUAGCAAUGCCUGAAGCUGUUCCUAGUGUUAAAGAAGCCAUGGGGCAGGAAGAGGUCUAUGCAGCACUGGAUUUAAGCCUGCCAAAAAAGAAUGUCAGGGAUAACAAAGACAAGUGUAAAUGGGUUCUAGAUCCUGAAUACCAGAUUUCGUUAAUAAUGGAGGUAGAUGAGAUCAAGGAUGACACCCAGCAUGUAGAAGUGGUGCAAGACGAGGACGAUGAAGAUUAUUGGUCUGACUUGGGACAUGAUCAUAUGAACAACUUUCACUUAGAAAAUUGGGAUCAGUGUCCUUCCGCAUCACAUGUAGCCAUACCAUCUACAUAUGGAUCAGUCAUGUGUCCUGAUCCAAAGGAUACACUUCUCAUAGACGACCAAGGUGUUCCUUACACUCUUACUCCAGACGGUCGAAAAGUUCCCCAGGUCGAUCCUUCCGAAAUGCCAGUGACUGCCACUGAUGAGUCAGGAUCUGCAGAGUCUGACAUUGAGACGCCUUUGGCUUUUCAGGAUGCAGAGCCUGAGCGAGAGUUGUUUCUUCCAGAUUUAAUUUUGGAGGACUCAUCCCCAAGUGUCUCAACAGAAAGCUCACAAGCUGCUACAGUGCUGGAGAAGAAAUCUCCCGAUGAUUCCACUGCUGAGACUGGGUCAACUGCCUUGCCGGCGAUGUCUACUACUCUGCCAUCCCUUCCUAUUCAGAUUAUGGCUAGUAACACUGACUCGAACACUCCCAUCCUCCUUCUCCCACCAUCUCACCUUCAAACACUUACAGCUUCAGCAUCUAACACUAAUACUGAACUUAUGGCUCUGUCACUACCUUUUGCCCUUGCCUCAAACACACAGUCCGCCCCUGUCUUACUUGUUCUUUCAUCUCCUGAAGUGUCCUGUGGAAUUCAGUCUUCCUCAAUUUCAGGACAUUUUUCUUCAAUUUCCUCCCCAGCAUCUGUUGCACCUCCUUCAUCGUCGAGUUCGCCUGGCCCGAAACCGGAAUCUGUCUCCUGUACAACUGCUAUAAAUCUCUCAGGACAAAAUAAAUCCUGUAAUUAUUCUGCUGCCCCUACCUCACCCAUUGCUUCCUCUGGCACUUCCUCUGGGAACUCUUCAAAUCUGGCUAAGCAACUGCAAACUGAUACCUGCUCCGACAUGCCCACUUCGUUCCAGGAGGCACUGCUUAGAUUAGCUGUAUCUGCUGAACAAAAAAAUGAAAAGCGACCCAAAUGCAUCGACAAAUCUCCAGUCUUUAACACGUCAUCUCAUACCGAAGCAACUCAGGCACUAGAGGAACAUUGCAACACUGACCAAGUGUUACCAGUCUCUGAGCCAGAGCCCGUCUCAGUGGACGGAACAGACUCUUUAUUAAGAAUCCCUCCUGAAGACCUUCCACUCCAGUCCUCUACUUCUCCUCCUAGUCCAGGUCCAGACUCACCAAUACUUUCCACCAACCAUUCAAAAAAGCAGGAUCCUCAGGCAUUAGGCCCACGUCGCAUUCUUUACUGCCAGUACUGCCCACGGGUUUUCUACUACCUCUCAGACCUCGAACGCCACUCCAUCACACACUCCCAGAAGAAGCCGCACAUAUGCCAGCUGUGCGGCAAGGCUUUCAAACGCUCCAGCCAUCUGGAGCGGCACAAGCAUAUCCAUACAGGUGAGCGGAACUUCGAGUGCCAGCUUUGCCCACGGCGUUUCCGAGAGGCCGCAGAGCUGACAAGGCACCAGCGGGUACACACAGGUGAAAAGCCUUACCAGUGUCUGUUAUGCCAUAUGCGGUUUGCUGAGCGUAACACUCUGCGGCGGCACACCAAGCGAAAACAUCAGGGUCAGCAACAGGAAGCAAUGAACACAAAAGUAAAGCCAGAAACUGAAGGAGUUUCACUUGUCAGUAUGCACGAGCAACAGGAAGAAAACGCAGAGUGGUACAUCUCAACACUGACUGAGAUGGAGUCUGACAACGACACGGGAGGAGAAUGAAAAACAAAACAUUACAACGAGGCUUCAUUUAUAUAUUUAGUGUUUUUUUUUUUCUUAAAUUAUAUUUGCAAUUUAUUUACUUUUGUAUUUAAAUACUAUUCUGUUCUCAUUAUGUAUGCAGUGACAAUGUCCACUGAAAUCCACUUAAACAGAUUACUAGUUAGGGCAAUACUUUGGCUUUGUUAUUCUUUUACCUCCUAUUUUUUACCCUCAAUACUUUUUAGAAUGUCUUAUUUACACGAGUGCACAUUUCUAACUCUGGUAAAAUGAACCACUUUGCUGUGAAGGUCAAAUAAUCCAAUUUGUUGACUUUUGAUUAACACUUUUCCUGUGAUCAUUUCGAAUGUUUCACAAACAUCAUUACCAAGUAAACGCAUCACAUCACACGAUGCGCCAAGGCACCUUCAGAGGUAUAGAGUAUACCGAGGUGUUCAUUUCAGUUUCCUAUUUUUAUUUAAAAGUUGUACAGAUCCUUUUUGUUUUGUUUUCCUAUUGUGCCUUGAAAUACCUUUCAUCAUUUCAAUCGCUUAUUGCUUUUCAGAAAUAAUGCACACUGUGAAAGUAGAACAUUUAAAAUUUCUCCACAGCCUGUUGUUCUUACUGCUUUCAGUUUGCUGUGAACAUAAGAAGUGUUCUCUGUAUCACUGAUCAUCGCUAGAAGAAGUGUUAGCAAAAUCGUUGCUCAAUCGAAAUUCGGGUUAAUAUGUUACUUUGCGCAGUUUGGUAUAACACGAUAAAUACUAAGAAAUGUAAAUAACAUUUAAAAACGAGUUUCAGUGUGUAUAUAGAUAGAUAGUGAUCGGUCGUUUUAAUUUAAUUUUCAUUUCUUAAUUUGAGUGUGACUCAAUGCACAUCAGCAGAGUAAAUAUACUGUGUAAUAUGUUAAUAUAUUCCCUGUAAAUAACAAAAGAUCAUCCUGGGUCUCAUUGCCCUAGGGUUAAUUUAAAACUCUAUAGCGUGUAUUACGUAUAUAAUUAGCAAUCUGAAUAUUUGCACACUUUAAUUAAAGCAUGCUUGCUGACCCUUCUCACUCACUUUAGUCAUUCUCCUGAUCAGUCGUGCAGGCGGUUUAUUCUGCUUAGGCAUCACUGGACUGCAUGCAAAUAUUCAAAGCGGCUUAGAAAGAGCUGCUAAGGAAUAUUUCCUAAAUGGUUCAAUUUGCGGAUGAACGUACGUUUUCGAAAGGACCGGUUUUGUGUAUUGAACUCGUUAUUCGUUCGAUUUUGCCCAUGGUGCUAUGUAAUACAGAUGUAAUAGUCAUAAGAGGGGGUGUUGUAAGCCUUACAAACUACCAAUAUUAUUUUAAAAAAGAAUAAGCAAAUCGACUUCCUGUAAGUUAAAUGCAGGAACUAAUGUAUUGUGUAUUAUUCAUAUUUACAGGUAUUUGGUAAAACCAAGCACUUCUAUAAAACACAAGCCACUGGGUUAUAUUCGACACAAAUGCAUAAAUAUGAGCAUAUGCCAUAGUCUCUGUCACAGUGUCUCAUAUCUAAAUAAAAUGCCUUAAAAUAAAACUUGUCAUUGACAUUCUUU